Aspergillus niger is the source of this 288-nucleotide messenger RNA. RefSeq lists its product as uncharacterized. NCBI's taxonomy places the organism in Eukaryota, Fungi, Ascomycota, Eurotiomycetes, Eurotiales, Aspergillaceae. The record is from RefSeq and is a predicted model, not a curated record.
CUCUCCGACUCCAUUGAAGACCCCGACUUGAUCCUCAUCCUCGACAUCGCUGCCCCCGGUGUUUCGGGACAUCCGUCCACUGCUCAUGGCGGAGUCCUGGCUACGUCCCUGGAUGAAGCCAUGUCCUAUGCCGUGGCACUGUAUGCGCCGGAAACGGGCCCGAAGCUGGUAGAGGAUGAGCAACCGGAUGGCCCGCAUGUCCCGCCUACGCCGCGCGGAAUGCUCUAUACUGCCCAACUAGACAUCCGCUACAAGAGUCCGGUUGCUGCGCCGGGUUGUUCGGACUAA